UGCCAGAUUUAGCACAAUUUAGAGCGGAUUUCAUUGUAUAUUUUCAACUUCUUUGAAUUAUUUUGGAUUGAGUUUUUAAAAAUAUUUUAGCAAAUACUUAAACUUUUCUCUUUUUAAGGGUUUUUAGGCACAUUUUAAAACAAAUAUAAGCCAAACCAAGUUUCCAGUCAUGCAUUGAACAAACCCCACCCACCAAAAAUCUGAUUGGUGUUUGACCGGCGCCAGCGCUCCUCAUUGGUCAGUCAUCCUGUCAUUCGAGUGGGGAUAAGGGGCGUGGCUCUGAUCUGACAGCAUUCAUGUAUUUUCCGUGAACCGUUCAUCGAGCAGCAGCCGCUCACUGACCGGCGGGGCUGCUGCUUCUUUGUGGGGGCUUUUCCCGUCAGCCACCGCGGCUCCCGGACUUUGGCGGUCUAAAAACGACGUGUUGAUCCGGUGUCGGUCCAAAAAAAAAAUGUUUCUGAGGAAGAGGCUCAAACGGUGCCGCGUUGCCUCGGAGCAGCAGUGAAACGUUAGCUAAUGCUAAGCCUCCCGGUUCCUCCGCCUCGCGCUUUUUUUACGCUGAAAAACGGCUUUGACGCCCGACAAUGAAGCCCCGCCGCCGGUGGUUCCUCCUGCCCGCCACCGAGGGCUCGAACCCCGACACGGAGCCGGGGAGCAGCUUCCAGAGGUUCAUGAACAGGCGAGCCCCCGCCAACUGCCGCUACCAGCCCACGUGCUACGAACACGCCGCCAACUUCUACACUCAUGCUCUCCUCGUCGUGCCGGCCUUCGUGGGCAUGACGCUGCUGCACCGCCUGUCCGACAACAGCUGGGAGCGCAUCACGGCGUGGGUGUACGGCCUGGGCCUGUGCGCCCUCUUCCUGGUGUCCACCGUGUUCCACAUCAUCACCUGGAAGAAGAGUCACAUGAGGUCCGUUGAGCAGUGCUUCCACAUGUGCGACCGGGUCGUCAUCUACUUCUUCAUCGCCGCCUCCUACAGCCCCUGGUUGAACCUGCGGGAGCUGGGCCCGCUGGCGGCCCACAUGCGCUGGUUUGUGUGGCUCAUGGCCGCCGCCGGAACCAUCUACGUCUUCAACUAUCAUGAGAAGUACAAACUGGUGGAGCUGGCCUUUUAUCUGACCAUGGGAUUCUUCCCCGCCUCCGUCAUCGCCUCCAUGAGCAACACGGACGGCGUGCAGGAGCUGGCCUGCGGCGGCCUCAUCUACUGCCUCGGCGUCUUCUUCUUCAAGAGCGACGGCGUCAUCCCCUUCGCCCACGCCAUCUGGCACGUCUUCGUGGCUCUGGCUGCUGCCGUGCACUACUACGCCAUCUGGAAAUACCUUUACAUGACCCCCAGCGCCGAGUCCCUCCUUGACUUGUGACCCCCCCACCCCCCCUCUGGUCCCGCUAAUUCAACCGCCCACCAGAGCUGCAGCUCUGACGUUUACAAAGACCCGACUGAUGUUUACUGCUUUGUAAUGGGGGGGUCUGAUUAUCAACGGGGGGUUUGUACGAAGCUUUGAGGGUGGGGGCACUUCUUCAAAAAACGGCACAUGACCCGACAGUCUUUUCUAUCGAAGCGAGUCACAUUCCAGGAUCCGGGUCAAACCCGGCUUAUCCCUCUCAGAUGUUUCUAAGAUGCCAAAGGUGUCUAAAAACUGCCAAAGCAAAGCAGCUUCAGAUAAAAAAUCUGAUUUUUAUUUCUAAAAUGACCAAAAACGAUCCGACUGGAGGAUAUUUCUACUCUAAACCUCAUUUUCCAGUGAAUCAGCUCCUGUGUUUGGCUCCCUCUGGUGGUGAUCCUGAGUAUUACACAGACUGAAUGUGAGCCGUGUUGUGCAGCGUCCGUCCAUUGAAUUCCUUCGUAUUUGUACUAUUCAGCUCUGUUUUGUAUGUUUGUAAAUCUGCAUGAUCUCAGCAGGGACGUCCUCGCUCAUCGUCUGCUGCUCUGGCUCUUAAUGGUGCUGCGUCAAACACGAAUGUUCAACCACUGUUCUGAAAACCACAUUUGUAAUGUGAAAAUAAAGACAUGGAUCCAGAUCAGA
Oryzias melastigma (Indian medaka) is the source of this 2024-nucleotide messenger RNA. RefSeq names its product monocyte to macrophage differentiation-associated (gene mmd). The record is from RefSeq and is a predicted model, not a curated record. NCBI's taxonomy places the organism in Eukaryota, Metazoa, Chordata, Actinopteri, Beloniformes, Adrianichthyidae. The transcript has 7 exons. Gene Ontology annotation, cellular component: membrane. The coding region runs from base 585 to 1361 and encodes 258 amino acids. Gene Ontology annotation, molecular function: pore-forming activity.